UUUCUUUUACGGAUUUUAGAUGACAGCGACUUUUAUCAAUUAAAUCUCCGAGUGUGAGCACUGUAAAAGAGUCACGUUUUGAAAUGAUUAAUCGUCAUCAUUUAAAUGAAGAUGUCUAGUUGCAUAAUUGUAGAUGUCUUGUUGCAUAUUUGUAGGUGCGGAUAUAUUAAAAAAAUCAUUGUGAAAAAUGAAGUUAUUGAUAACAAUGUUGAUAUUACGGGUAUUUAAAAAAUCUUUGAAUACCAGAUUUUAUUGUAUAUACAAUGAUCUAGUUGCAAAACACAUUUCUUUGCAUCGAUUGAUGAUUAACUUAUAUAGUUGUAAAGCUUUUACUUAGUUGUCAACGAAUAUUGUAAUUUAUCUGAUUAUUGGAAGGAGGGCAUGGCCGUAGUGACGUUUGAACAAUAUAUUUACUCUUCGUUAUUUUCAUAUUUCAUGUGAUUAGUACCUCUUUAACAAUUUCUUUCCACAGUAAAAUGAUUCAUUUUUAAGCAUACCAAUCUCCACAACAAAUAUAUAACAAUAGAUCAUCUUAGAAAAUGUAAGACAUGUAGCAAUUCAUGAAUUCACCGAAUCUUUGACCCAAUGAAAGAUACAAGGUGUAGACUUAUCAUCAGAUUGAGUAUAGCGGAAAAUAGUUUAUGUAUCCUGCUUCACAUCUAAAUGUGGCAAAAAAAUUAUAGAAAUAAGCGGGAAAACAUAACACUUCCUGCUCAGUAAAUGUAUUUAAGAAAUGCUCAAUCGACAAAGAAGAAAAGUGAUAUCAUGGCAAUGGUGUGGAUAACGUUCCUCAUCUCCGGUUUGCUUUGUGCAAACGCUCAGCACAUUUAUCUGAAUGAGGAAGAUUACUGCAAAAAUAAUGAAGAGAUAAGAGAAGAAUUGCGAACAAUCUUAAUAGAGCAGAUAAAGUUCCAGCGUGAUUUGAUGACCAAUCUAACCUUAACAAAUAGGAUUCAGCGUGAAUUAGAAAAUAUAACACGGCUUGAUAACUUGGAAAUCAAAGAUUUACUUACCAAUAUUACGUUAAAGAGUAAGCGUCAGCGUGAAUUACACCAACAGGAUAACAUGGAAAUCAAAGAUUUACUGACUAAUCUAACAGUUACAAGUAAGGUCAAGCGUGAAUUAGAUGAACAAUUAUCACAAGAUAACAUUGAAAUGAAAGAUUUACUGGCCAAUGUUACGUUAACGAUUGAGUUAUUGAGUGAAUUAGAUGAACAAUUACGACAAGAACAAAUGGAAAUAAAAAAAUUGCUGACUGACCUUACGUUAAUAAAUAAGCUUCAGCGUGAAUCUGAGGAUCAAUUACAAAAAGAUAGCAUGGAAAUAAAAGAUUCACUGAACAACCUAACUUUAACGAGCAAGCUUCAGCGUGAUUUAGAUUACCAAGAUAGUAUGUAUAUAAAAGACCAGCUGACCAACAUAACGUUAACGAGUAAACACCAGCGUGAAUCAAAUGACCAAUUACUUCAAGAUAACAUGGAAAUGAAAGAAUUAAUCACAAACCUUACAUUAACAACUAAGCUUCAACAAGGUUUAGAUCAAAAAGAACACACAGAAAUGAAAGAUUUACUGACAAACCUUACGUUAUCAAGUGAGCUUCAACGUGAAUUGAAUAAUUUAGAGCAAGCACACGUGCAAAUGAUUGAUUUUCUGAACAAUUUAACGUCUACAAACAAGCUUCAGCGUGAAUCAGAUGAUCAGUUCAAACAAGAUAUCAUGGAAAUUAAAGAUUAUCUGAACAAUCUUACAUCAACUAUGAAGCUUCAGCGUGAAUCAGAUGAGCAAUUACGGCAGGAAAAUAAGGAAAUCAGGGAUUUACUGACCAAACUUACCUCACGAAAUGACGUGAUUCACCAACUUACCAAGGGAAGGAACUCAUCCCUCUACGUCUCUAUUACAUUAAAAAAUGGUAAAACUUUGUACUCACGAUAUCAACAAUUCUCUGUGUCUAGUGAAGAAGACAACUACAAACUUUAUCUAGGAGGACCAGCUACCGGAACUUUAGGCAAAUUACAGUUUGGUAGAAUCUCUAUAUAUUAUCAACAAUAUGUCUGGAUGUCGUUCACCACACUAGACAGGGAUAACGACAGAGACAGUGGGGGUAACUGCGCUGUACAAUAUGAAGGAGGCUGGUGGUUUAACUCCUGCUACUAUGCCUACAUCAACGGUCCCUUGUCUUCCUCUUACAAUUUAUGGAGACCUGCAGUACCAGGUGCCGGAGAGAUAAAAGAGACUGUUAUGAUGAUAAAACCUAACUGA
Messenger RNA from Saccostrea cuccullata (small rock oyster), 2259 nucleotides. Its product is annotated as angiopoietin-related protein 2-like. The coding region runs from base 721 to 2259 and encodes 512 amino acids. The record is from RefSeq and is a predicted model, not a curated record. The transcript has 3 exons. NCBI's taxonomy places the organism in Eukaryota, Metazoa, Mollusca, Bivalvia, Ostreida, Ostreidae.